Mus musculus (house mouse) is the source of this 9152-nucleotide messenger RNA. It is a transcript of the gene Cpd, whose product is annotated as carboxypeptidase D. Gene Ontology annotation, biological process: proteolysis. Lineage: Eukaryota; Metazoa; Chordata; Mammalia; Rodentia; Muridae. The transcript is spliced from 21 exons. The coding region runs from base 43 to 4176 and encodes 1377 amino acids. Gene Ontology annotation, cellular component: plasma membrane; Golgi apparatus. The record is from RefSeq and is marked validated. Gene Ontology annotation, molecular function: zinc ion binding; metallocarboxypeptidase activity.
GGAGCCGCUGGAGCGGAGCGGUAUUAGCGGCGUUGCUGGAAGAUGGCGAGCGGCCGGGAUGAGCGGCCGCCCUGGCGGCUGGGACGCCUGCGUCUGCUGCCGCCGCCACCGCUGCUGCUGCUGCUGCUGCUACUGAGGAGCUCGGCCCAGGCGGCGCACAUCAAGAAGGCUGAGGCGACCACGACAACCGUUGGCGGCUCCGAGGCGGCCGAGGGCCAGUUUGACCACUACUACCACGAAGCGGCGCUGGGCGAGGCGCUGGAAGCGGCGGCGGCCGCGGGGCCACCCGGCCUGGCGCGUCUCUUCAGCAUCGGCAGCUCGGUGGAGGGCCGGCCGCUGUGGGUGCUGCGCCUCACAGCGGGCCUGGGGCCGCCGCCCACCGCCGCCGCGGGGCUGGACGCCGCGGGGCCGCUGCUGCCCGGCCGGCCGCAGGUGAAGCUGGUGGGUAACAUGCACGGCGACGAGACGGUGUCACGCCAGGUGUUGGUCUACCUGGCCCGCGAGCUGGCGUCGGGCUACCGCCGCGGGGACCCGCGCCUGGUCCGCCUGCUCAACACCACCGACGUGUAUUUGCUGCCCAGCCUGAACCCGGAUGGCUUCGAACGUGCCCGCGAGGGUGACUGCGGCCUCGGCGACAGCGGCCCGCCUGGGACCAGCGGCCGUGACAACAGCCGAGGCCGCGACCUCAACCGCAGCUUCCCUGACCAGUUCAGCACCGGCGAGCCACCUUCCCUGGAUGAGGUGCCGGAGGUGCGCGCCCUCAUCGACUGGAUCCGCAGGAACAAGUUUGUGCUUUCUGGAAAUCUUCAUGGUGGCUCAGUGGUAGCAAGCUAUCCUUUUGAUGAUUCUCCCGAGCAUAAGACCACUGGACUCUAUAGCAAAACCUCCGAUGAUGAAGUCUUUAGAUACUUGGCAAAAGCUUAUGCCUCUAACCACCCUAUAAUGAAAACUGGCGAACCCCAUUGUCCAGGAGAUGAAGACGAGACUUUCAAAGAUGGGAUCACGAAUGGCGCGCACUGGUAUGACGUGGAAGGUGGUAUGCAAGAUUACAAUUAUGUAUGGGCCAACUGUUUUGAGAUCACAUUAGAAUUGUCUUGCUGCAAGUACCCACCUGCUUCUCAGCUUCGACAAGAAUGGGAGAAUAAUCGUGAGUCUUUGAUCACAUUGAUUGAAAAGGUCCACAUUGGAAUUAAAGGAUUUGUUAAAGAUUCCGUAACAGGCUCUGGGUUAGAGAACGCAACCAUUUCAGUGGCUGGUAUUAAUCAUAACAUCACAACGGGAAGAUUUGGUGAUUUCCACAGAUUACUUGUUCCUGGAACUUACAAUCUUACGGCGCUUUCAACUGGGUAUAUGCCAUUGACCAUUAAUAAUAUAAUGGUGAAAGAAGGGCCAGCUACAGAGAUGGAUUUCUCCCUUCGGCCAACUGUGAUGUCAGUAAUGCCUGGUUCAACUGAGGCUGUAACAACUCCUGGCACAGUUGCUGUUCCUAAUAUCCCUCCUGGAACACCAUCCUCCCAUCAGCCAAUUCAGCCUAAAGACUUUCACCACCACCAUUUUCCCGACAUGGAAAUCUUCUUGAGAAGAUUUGCCAAUGAAUAUCCUAAUAUCACCCGUCUUUAUUCUCUGGGGAAAUCCGUAGAGUCAAGAGAACUGUAUGUGAUGGAGAUAUCUGAUAACCCAGGUGUCCAUGAACCAGGUGAACCAGAAUUUAAGUAUAUUGGAAAUAUGCAUGGAAAUGAAGUGGUUGGAAGAGAGCUGCUAUUGAAUCUCAUUGAAUACCUCUGCAAGAAUUUUGGAACAGACCCUGAAGUAACAGAUUUGGUUCGCAGCACAAGAAUUCACCUUAUGCCAUCCAUGAAUCCUGAUGGAUAUGAAAAGUCCCAGGAAGGAGAUUCGAUCAGUGUAGUUGGCAGAAACAACAGCAACAACUUUGACCUAAACCGGAAUUUCCCAGACCAGUUUGUUCCAAUCACAGAACCUACCCAACCAGAAACUAUCGCUGUGAUGAGCUGGGUGAAGGCCUACCCGUUUGUGCUGUCAGCCAAUCUGCACGGGGGUUCCCUGGUGGUUAACUACCCUUAUGAUGAUAAUGAGCAAGGAGUUGCCACGUACAGCAAGUCACCAGAUGAUGCUGUAUUUCAGCAAAUAGCACUUUCUUAUUCCAAGGAAAAUUCGCAGAUGUUCCAAGGUAGACCUUGCAAGGACAUGUAUCUCAAUGAGUAUUUUCCUCAUGGGAUAACAAACGGAGCUAGUUGGUAUAACGUCCCAGGUGGUAUGCAGGACUGGAACUAUUUACAGACAAAUUGCUUUGAAGUAACUAUCGAACUCGGUUGUGUGAAAUAUCCAUUUGAGAAUGAACUGCCAAAGUACUGGGAGCAAAAUCGAAGAUCUCUAAUCCAGUUUAUGAAACAGGUUCAUCAGGGUGUCAAAGGAUUUGUCCUUGAUGCCACAGAUGGUAGGGGCAUAUUAAAUGCCACCCUCAGUGUUGCUGAAAUUAAUCACCCAGUGACCACUUACAAAGCUGGAGAUUACUGGCGCCUCUUGGUCCCAGGGACAUACAAAAUCACAGCAUCUGCCCGAGGGUAUAACCCUGUCACCAAGAACGUGACCGUCAGGAGUGAAGGUGCUGUUCAGGUCAACUUCACCCUUGUUCGAUCUUCAGCAGAUGCAAACAAUGAGUCAAAGAAAGGCAGGGGGCAUAGCACCAGCACUGACGACACCAGCGACCCAACUUCUAAGGAGUUUGAAGCAUUAAUCAAACACCUUUCGGCUGAGAAUGGCUUGGAAGGCUUCAUGUUAAGCUCGUCCUCAGACCUGGCUCUGUAUCGAUACCAUUCAUACAAAGACUUAUCCGAGUUCCUGAGAGGACUUGUAAUGAACUACCCGCACAUUACAAACCUUACCACUUUGGGACAGAGUGUUGAGUAUCGUCACAUUUGGUCCCUGGAGAUCUCCAAUAAGCCCAACAUAUCAGAACCUGAAGAACCGAAGAUUCGUUUUGUUGCUGGUAUCCAUGGAAACGCUCCAGUUGGAACUGAACUGCUCUUGGCUCUGGCAGAAUUUCUUUGCCUGAAUUACAAAAGGAACCCAGUUGUUACCCAAUUGGUUGACAGGACUAGAAUUGUGAUUGUUCCCUCUCUGAAUCCAGAUGGGCGAGAGCGUGCUCAAGAGAAAGACUGCACCUCAAAGACUGGGCACACAAAUGCUCAUGGCAAAGACCUGGACACAGACUUUACAAGUAAUGCUUCUCAGCCUGAGACCAAAGCCAUCAUCGAAAACUUGAUUCAAAAGCAGGACUUCAGUCUUUCCAUUGCCUUAGAUGGUGGUUCUGUGCUGGUCACAUAUCCGUAUGAUAAACCAGUGCAGACAGUGGAAAACAAAGAAACUUUAAAGCAUUUGGCAUCUCUUUAUGCAAAUAACCAUCCAUCAAUGCACAUGGGUCAGCCCAGUUGCCCAAAUAAUUCAGAUGAGAACAUACCUGGAGGAGUGAUGCGGGGAGCCGAGUGGCACAGUCACCUGGGCAGCAUGAAGGAUUAUAGUGUCACCUAUGGCCAUUGCCCAGAAAUCACGGUAUACACAAGCUGCUGCUACUUCCCAAGUGCAGCUCAGCUCCCUGCCCUAUGGGCAGAGAACAAGAAGUCUCUCCUUAGCAUGCUGGUGGAGGUCCACAAAGGAGUCCACGGGUUAGUAAAAGACAAGGCUGGUAAACCAAUCUCGAAAGCAGUCAUUGUACUCAAUGAAGGAAUAAAAGUAUACACAAAGGAGGGGGGUUAUUUCCAUGUGCUCCUAGCUCCUGGAGUCCAUAACAUCAACGCAAUUGCUGAUGGGUACCAGCAGCAGCACACACAGGUCUUUGUGCAUCAUGAUGCAGCCAGUUCUGUGGUAAUAGUCUUUGAUACAGAUAACCGGAUAUUUGGUUUGCCAAGGGAACUCGUGGUAACUGUGUCAGGUGCCACUAUGUCAGCACUGAUCCUAACGGCUUGCAUCAUUUGGUGCAUCUGCUCCAUCAAGUCUAAUAGACACAAAGAUGGCUUCCACCGGCUGCGGCAGCAUCAUGAUGAAUAUGAAGAUGAAAUUCGCAUGAUGUCAACUGGCUCUAAGAAGUCCCUCCUAAGCCAUGAGUUCCAGGAUGAAACGGACACAGAGGAGGAAACAUUAUAUUCUAGCAAACAUUGAAAAGCACGGUUUGCAUAUCUCCCUGUAUACGUACCAGGCAAAAUGACAGCUCUUCUUGGGAGACACUGCAGUAAGAAGAGAAAUUCCUUCCGCCUUCAAAGAGCUUUGGGAAGUUAGCCUGCUAAAUUCAUACUCUCUGAAUGUCACAGGCAGUUUUGAACUUCCCUUCCUUAAAGUACUCUUAACCUUUUCUUUAAAAAAAAAAAUCUGAUUUCUAUUUAUGCAGCAGAAGAUGGGGCAGCCGCUUUGUUUCCCUUUUUAAUUUAAGACGAGCUGUUCAGAGACUCUAUAGAGACAGCAUAAAGCCAGCUAGUAGAUGUUGUAUCUUGCACAUCAGACAUUUACUAGUGGCUUUAGUUUUGUUCUCUUUAAUUUAAAGGCCAAAAGAAUCCAGAAACAUUAAGGCAGGGACACCAGUCAGACUCUGACACAAAGCUUUAAAAACUCGAGAUUUUUCUCCAUCUACUGAGGAGUUCUCUUCUCCAGUUAGCACAUAGCUGGGGUUUCUCUUAUUCAGGUCUAAUGGAGGCUGGAUGAUGCUUAGACAGAUCUGACAUUAGGAAAUGGAAUAAACGGGCUUCCGUAUUUGUCUUUCUACCUGUUUCCAAGCUGGGUCAGAACUGGUGGGCUGUGCUCUCAGCAGGAUUUUACUACCUCUCUUGUAAGGUUUAGCAAAGUUCUAGAUAUCUUUAUCCUAGAGGAGAACUCACUGGCUUUGCUGUGGAGGCACCAGAUGUCCCAUGAGUAGAGGUGAAAGGGAGAUGGAGCAGAAGCAAGGACGUUGUCUGUCUUAUCCUGGUAAAACCCAUAGGUGCUGCUGCUUUAUCUGUGAAGCACUCAUUCUCCUAGGAACGCCUGUUCCUUAGCAUUUCCUACAUUUCAGCCCUUCUGUGUGUACACCUGCGGUUUCCAUAUGACCCACACCUAAAGGUUCUGAAUUCUACUGCUGAAACUAUCUAAAAGUGGAAGAAACCUACUUGCACAUUCUCAGUACACUUGGAUCCAAAAUGUCUACACUUGAUGCUCCGGCCCAAGCCUCUGCCCUGUGAUGGCAUACUGUCAUGGAGAUAGUGUGGCCUCUGCACAUGGGCCUCCAAAAGUAAUUCAGUCCUUUGUCCUAUGAUUCCCUUGACAGUCUUUUUCUUUUUCUUUUUUUGAUCAAGCAAUUAUGUUAAAAUUUUCAGUUCUAAGCUUUGAAAUAUGGUUCUUUCCAUGUAAAAAAGUCAACUGAAGGACUGCCAUGUGAUAGAACAUUGGUAUGAAGGUGUCCUCUUCAAUGCCAGUCAGGCCUAAAAGAUUGGUAUUUUAUUGUGUCUGUCUGAAUGCUGUUCAGUGGAAUGAUGCUUUUUGUAAGUGUGAGUCUUACCAAUGACGUAACAGUUUAAUAUCUUUGAAUGUUUUUAAUGGCCAAGUUGCUGCUGAACUUGUACUAAAUCAGGGGAUCACAAAACUAGCUCUUACCUUUCCAAACUGCAUUCAUGCCAUUGAUGUAUCAGUUACCCUAAGGCUCGACUCACCCAGGUCACUCGGCCACACUUGGUGAGGAAUGCACCCAAGUGGCUGUGUAAAGUUGAGAUCUUAGUUGAUGGAAGGGGCUAAUGAGAUCUUGGUAUCUGUUAGUCACGGUCACUUAGGUGGCUUAGGUCCAGCUGUUCUGGAAUCUGUCCUGGUAUCAGCAUAUCUGAACCUUGCUUCUCUGCAUGAACAGAACAAUUAGUGGCAGUUAAUGCUAAUGAAGAGCACAUGACUCCAUCUCUUCCGGUAAUGCUUUGUUUUCCUAAAUGAUGUGUAUUGUUCUUUUUCAGCUUUAUUUUUAAAAGUGCCAAGUCAGAAAACCAACAAGUGGCCUGUGGCUGGGCCCUGCUUGGGACAAAUAGAAACCAAGUUCAUGUGACAGCCUUCACGUUACUAGAGUUCACUAAAGGACACUUUCCACUUGUUCUCUGGCAUUAAGUGUGUCUUUAACAGUUCAUCUCAGCAGUCACAGGCCAUGCCUUGGUCACAGGCCAUGCCUUCUUAAGUAUGUAUGAAACCUUUUUAGAGAUGAAUAUAUAGAAUAGUUCUCUUAGUCAUCUUUUCCUGAAAUGAAACCCAAAUUCUGCUCUAAGUUUUGAGUCUUUAAUGAACUUCUAAUGUACUGAGGCGGAAAAUCCGGCCUCCCCAGCCUGCCACCUAUGAACAUGAAUGUACAAGACCCAUGACUACAAGACUUUGUUCUUAGCCCAGCCUUCUUUGGGUUGUGAAACCGAUCUAAUCCUACACUACUUCGGCAGCCGAGGACACUGAAGCCAUAUGGGGUGGGCAGUGCAUGCCUCCAGUGUUUCUCCUGGAGACCUUCCAUUUCUUCAGAGUCCUGGACUCAAGUGUCACAGUAUUAGAAGUUUGCCCCAGUCUGAGAUGUGCCUUUCCUUUGCUCACAAGGUGUUGCUUUGUCCUCGUGAUGAGUUUAUAAGCCUUCUUCCCUCCCUGCUCCUUAACAAAAACAAUGUGAUGGAUCGGUGAUGUUCACAGUUCUCCCUGUGCGGAUGCACUUGUGCUCAUAGGGUUUGGUAAGAUGAUCUCAAGUAACUACACCAGCUUUGGUGUAGCAGUGAACUCCGGGUGGUGCUGGGAUCUGAUCCAACGAAAAACACUUGCCAUUCUCACCGAAGAGAACUGGCUUUGGGACUCUGUUAACUUUGGGGAAGGAAACAUUGUAUGUUUGGCUCAGUGUGCUUGGCUGGUUAAUCUUUGGUAAUUUCACCUGAAUGAGAUUUGAUGAAUUAAUGAAUAUUGAAUUUAAAACUAAUUAUGAGUGAAAAAUAAAAGGGUCGUGCUUAUGUCUGAACUUGCUGCGUUUCUGAGCUAGCACCAGCUCACCAGGAACCACGGCUCAAUACUCCAUUCAUUUCCACCUGUCCCCAGCAUUAGAGGUUUCUCGUCUGCCAGACUCACACUCCUGCCAGGUUUGGUCCCUGCUCUCUCAGAAGCUUCUUGGCUAUGAACAUGUCAUGGUGUCCUGCAGUGUGGGUCUCUGGUGGAUUGUUUUAUGGUAGCACCCAAGUAUCUUCCCCCAAUUUUUCCUUUAUUGUUAUUACUAAAAUUCCACUAAUGGUUAAAUAUUCAAUGAUCUUUCUGUCUAGCAACUUGUUGAUAACUUUAGGUUUCUGAUUUGUUUUAAUUAUAGCAGUUUUGGGGGGUGAAUAGGGCCUUCGAUUAAUGUCAAUUGAAUUUGGGUUUCUAGUUUUUUGAAGAAAACCCUCCCAAAUACACUUUUCCUUUAUACUUGGAAAAACUUCAUUAAUAGUUCCACUUAACUCUCAAAGUAUUAUCCUGGUUGAUUUUGAAAUUUGAAAAUAGGUUACCAUUUUGAGGCAAUUAGAUAAAAAUUAUGUAAAUACAGACAAUUACAAUGUUUAUAAAUAGUGUAACAUGAAUGUACUAGCUACAUUCAAUGCUGCAGAUUUUUUGGAAGUGUGACAUGGUAUUUUUUUAUGUUCCUUUUACCUCUUUUUUUUUCCAAAUACUUCCCCAGAUCCAAAAUUCUCCACAACAAUUUCUAUGACAUAACACCCAUUUGUCUUAAGUGCUUCAGUCUUUUGUUUUAUUUCAUGCACUGUGCCUUCAAAAUGAAAACUUAAAAGGGACUUUAAAAGAAUUGAAUAGUAGUUUUAAAAAGUUAAUCUGUGUAAUUUAUGUGAAAUCUAACUGUACUGAGGUCCUUUGUUUUUUAUAUGUAAACAGAUCUACUAAUCCUGUAUAAAAGUUAUUUUAUGAUGUUUGUCUUUCUUUGUGUGUUGUCUCAUAAGCUUUAUUCAAAAACAGUAGACGGUUACUGCUCAAAUCCUGAAAGUUUUAAGCUUAGUUUUUCUACCUAACUUGAAGAGAAAAUAGUACCAGAGGCAGGAUAUGGGGAACCACCUAUAAAGUGUUCCCAUCUUUAUGAAUUGACUUACAGAAGGUUUUGUUUCAGAAGUGACUGUUUACAUAGCAGCCACAACUGUGCAGCAUCCAGAAUGAUGCGUUCAGGAGCACCACACACAGUAGCCACACAGGGCUUUACCACGGCACAGCCCACUCCACAGGUAUCCUAUGUGCUGCCUUUCAGAUCAGGAACGCCCAAGAGGCUUAUAGACCCAUGCUACAUGGUGAAGCACAGUUAGAAUGACCUGUCCUGGCAUCUCAGGCAUGACCGUGAUGAAGUCAGUGUCCCCUGGUUAUUUAACAAGUUCCCCCAAAAUUGCUGCUCUAAUGGGUUGGGAAUGUAGAGCUAUGUAAGAAACAUGGGCUGUGCUGACAGGGAACUCUUGGUCCAGACAAGAGAAGCAGAGACAGCCAUAGGCUGUGCUUCAGUGGCAUUUGGCCUCUCUCAGAAGUCUCCUGAGGAAGUUCUGAGAGGUUUCAGUCUGGGCCACUUGUGAUAGAUGUCAUUUGCAAUGUGACCUUGGAUUGCAAGAAUCUCAGAGCAGGCUCAGCAUCUCAGCCUCAUGUCUGUUAAGGAACCAACUGGAAGAGAAUGGGAGGUGGGUUGAGGAGAUGGAGUCAGCGUGGUGUUUGGCUCCAAGCUGAGUACCUAGAGUAGCCAGUGUCCUUCCCUUCCUUUGUUGUUUCCUGGUCUGCUUGGUGGUAUGUUGUCAGCCAUCUGAACUGAGAUCUCUUAAAGGCCAUCUUUUUAAUUUAGAAGACAUUUAGAUAAGAAAACUUCCUGGAACUUGCUUCCACUCUGUGGUUCACUAGGUUGCCUGAAAUAUGAUAAAAGUUUUAAUUUUCCAGGUGCUUCAUACUUGUUUUUAGGUGAGAUUAGACUAUCCAUGUUACUUCGUAGAGGCUUGGUUUAACUGUUGGAAAUCCUAUCGUGAGUUUUAGCACUUUUUCAUGCUUGAAGCUAGAUGUCUUUUGGUUGUUUUUAUAAACAUAAUCUACUAAUUGUGCUCAGUUUUUCGGAUGUCUAGGAAUUGUUACCAGCAAUGUAAAUACAGUGGCCAUUGCUCACAUGC